Schistocerca americana (American grasshopper) is the source of this 4370-nucleotide messenger RNA. RefSeq lists its product as uncharacterized. The transcript is spliced from 5 exons. Lineage: Eukaryota; Metazoa; Arthropoda; Insecta; Orthoptera; Acrididae. The record is from RefSeq and is a predicted model, not a curated record. The coding region runs from base 127 to 1452 and encodes 441 amino acids.
UCCACAACAAGCGACACCGCUGCACCGCCUUCUCCACGGACCGCCCCUGCUGCUCACCGACGCCAAAAACCUCGACGUCGAGCCAGCGUCAGUCGCUCUCUUCAGGUUCGUCCCUAUCAAGGCGCGAUGCUGACAGCAGCGCUGGUGUCGCUGUGGGCGUGCCUCGCGGCGGCCCUGCCGACUCUCAGUCCCAACAUCACGACGCACGCCCCGCUGCCCGCCACGGCGGGCUCUCCGUGGCAACCGGCCACGUCGGGCCGCAGCUACGGCGGCGCCGGCUCCUCCUACCCGGACCACCUGCUCACCAACGACGUGGCCGACCAGGAGGCGGACUCGGCAGAAUUCUCGCCGCUCGCCUACGGCGGCGACUUCUUCCGCAGUCGGUACUCCGGCCAGUACCUGCCGCGGGACGAAGCGACGACGGAGACGAAGACGGUGGAGCUGGGCUCGCAGUUCGGCGCCCAGGACAGGAAGGACGAGCGCCCCAGGCCGCUGCACAGGAGGAGGGCGCGGCCGCCCAGCCCGCGCCACGGCCACCACGAGUACGACGACUACGAGGACCGCGACGGCGAGUACGGCUACGGCUACGGCUACGAGGCAGACGAAGGGUACUACGAGCACGGGGGCAGCUUCGGCGGGCACCACGGCCUCCAUCACGGCUACGACCAUCACCGCUUCCGGCCGCUGUACCACACGCACCACGCAGCGCCCGUCUACCUGCCCGAGCACGACGACCACAGUGACAAGUACGUCAAGCUGGGCAUCCUGGCCGUGCUCAAGCUGGUGCUGGCCAAGAUCAAGGCCUUCGGCAUCUUCAAGGUGCUGCUGCUCCUAGCCAUCAAGCUGCCCAUCUUCCUGCUCACGCUGCUCUUCAAGUUCUUCCUCGUCACCAAGUUCUUCAAGCUGCUGACGCUGCCGCUGCUGCUGCUUCCUCUGCUGUUGCUGCUGCCCCUGCUGCUGCUGCCGUUGCUGCCUCUGGCGCCGCUGCUGCUGCUGCCGUUGCUGCUGCCGCUGCUGCUGUUGCUGCCGGUGCCCGUGCUGACUCCCGGCACUGCGGGCGGCGCGACAACGGGUCGCCGCCGCCGCAGGAGUGCAGACGCUGACACAGCUGCUGACGUCGACGGAGGGCCGUCUGCCUCCUCUGGCGUGGUGGCGGGGCACGACCUGCUGGCGCUGACCCGGCAGGUGCUGGAGGCCGACCAGUGCCUCGAGAGGAUCGCCUGCCAGCUCGCCGAGAAGCAGCGCUCCACUGUCUACAACACGUUCGUCAUCUGGGUGCUGGAGAAGAUCCACCUAAGGGUGGCGCCAGAGCGCGUUCGCCCUCGACUGUCCUCGUAUCUGGAGGCAUACCGACAGGGGGCAGGAGCAGAAGGGAAGUGCCGCAGCCACUACACCUGCGAAAGGGCCAAGCUGGGGCUCUACAGGGGCAGCCUACUGGGACAACUGCUCUGAACUGAGCCGGCCUACCAUCGGAUGGGGCAGCAGACAAGGCCGCAUCCUUUGCCGGCACCUUCUGGCUGCUGACCAACAGCUGGGCUCCUUCAGCAGAGGCAGUGGUAGUUAUAGACUGCACACUCUCUGCGACAAACCCCGUAGACUCUACAAGAACCACACCGCAUUGUCAAUACUAUCAUGUAUGUCCAUUAUUUUGCACUUCUGUGUGUCAUGACUUUUUAUGCCUGUACAAUACUAUAUGAAGUGUGGCAGAGGCCUCAUUAAACUACACACACUCAGCAUCUUCUCGUUCCAUUUACAAAUUCAGCUUCUGAAGAAUGAGCACAAAUACUCAGUGUUAAAGGAGGAAACAGCAUAUCAUGAUAUGUUUUUAAGGUUUACAGCCAAUUUUAAAAUAAAAUUGACAUUAUAUUUGGACAUUCAAACUGCCCAUCAUCAUAAGGUACUUAGCUGAAUCCCUGAAAUGCCAGAGCUGUCAUCUCUAUAGAGGCCACAGAACCCUCACAGCCACAUGCACCUACAGUCAUCAGCAUUUCCCUUUGGAGAGUGCACAUGCAGUACUGCUAGUGGUGAAUGUUGAGAGAGCAAUAUAUUGCUACAAGACAAUUGCUACUAAAUCUGCUGCCAACUGCAUCACAUGCAUGGUGAGGCAAUAUGUUAAACGAUGUUCCACAUCUUGCUUAAAGACAACCAAUUGUCUCAGUUAAUUCCUAUCGCUUCCCUUAGAGCAUUGUCCAACACUGAGACACGCUAUCAACUAUCUGUUGACACACCUACCUCAUCCAGUAGCUCUUAGUUAAACUGCUAGGCUGUAGCAGAUUUUUCCAGUAGUUGAAGUCUCAUAUAAUGAAAGUUAAAUUUGAGUACACACAGAUAGCUGCUGGUGUGUCUCAGCAUUAGGACAGUGUCCUUAGGGUGGAAAUUAGAUAAGAUACUCUCAUUAAUUGAGACAAUCAGAGUUCUUUAAUCAAGGCAUGGAAUUAGUUUUACCAUGCAUCACUUCACAACGCUUCUGAUGCAGUCAGCAGCACAAUUUGCUGCAACUGUCUUGAUUGUGAUAUAUCACAUCUCCCAGUGCCAAUAGUGGCACUGUAUAUGCACCCUGCUAAGGGACAGCACCAACAGCUUCUGGCACAUGCACUGUGGCAUUUCUGUAACCUAUAAAUAGGUCUAUAUUAUAGGAAUAGCAUCUAGAGCAUUUUGGCAGUUCAGCUUCACAGCUAAAGGUGGUGUCCAAUUUGGAAUGCCAAAAUGCCUUGCGUAUUUGAGUUUAGGAUCAUGCUGGAGACCCAACAAUCAUAUCAUGAAUUAACACUCUGGAAAAUCCUGCACAAUCACAGUCAACAGCAUACAUUAAACGUGGACCAUUCUGAAGGGAAUAAAAUCAUAGAAACAUACACUCAUUUCUUGAAUGUUAAAAUUUGUUUGUCCACCUUACACUGUUAGCUAGAAUAAGUUAAACUUUAACUUCAGUAUUCAUUUUGCAUUAGUAGGCAGUUUUGGUCCAUAGCCACCUGAAAAUUCUAUUCUCCAGGCACCGGGAGAUAUUCCACGUCUUUUUCUGAGCAAUUACGAGUCCACAUUAUUCAAAAUUUCUGUGAUAGAUGUGUGAAUUGAACAGAGUUGUGACUAUAAAUGCUGCCCAUCUUUAUGUAUAUAAUAUUGUGAAAAGUAAAGUCGCAACUCAGCAUCUCCGCUGUAUGGUGAGUAGCAACUUUCCUUUUCAUAACAUUACUUUCCAUCCUGGCUUUUCCAUUGUCUGAUUUCUUUAUGUAUAUUCAUGUAGUAUCAUACAAGCUGGAGUAGAUUUCCACAAUUCACCAUAAAUGGAUAUGAGCAUCACACUUCUGUGUAUCUCAGCUUGUGUACAAUGUUAAAGUAAUUAUCUGAAAAUGAUCACAUAGGUUACAGAACUUAAGAGGAACAUAGUGUGAAAAUCUCACUAGACAAGAAUUUUCUGCAUGUAAUCUAUCAAGCUGAUGAUCAUACCAUACAUUUUAGCAUAAAAAUUAUUUCAUCUUCACUGUGGAAAAUAUUUUCCUGUCUCUUCUUGAGGGCUAAAAAGCCUAAAUUCAUUUCUAUAUGCUAAGGAUGGUCAGUGGAAGCCAUGGAUGAAAGGUCUUAUAUUACUGUACUCAUGUAAGUCUGAGUACAUGUUUCUAGCUCAUUAGUUGUAAUUUAUUUGAAACUGUGGAAGAUUCACACUAUGCAGCAACAAAUUUACAAACAUAAAUUUCAUUGCCAGUCCGUGUCAGGUUCAUCAAUAAACAAUUCCUUUCAUUUUACUCAUCAGCUUUCGAGCACAUAGCUACUAACAAUAUCUGGUGAAAAUUCACAUCCAUGAGUGGCUAACAUGCUGACCAUUUGAUCUGAUAAGAGCUACCUCAUUAUACCUAGUGUAAUUCAAACUAGCUGAAUGACAACUAGAUCAUAAAAUUUUAAGAGCUAUGUAAUUACAGCAAUGUGAACUGUAACUUCUUAAGUAAUAAAUCCAGAUCACAGAGAAUGCAUAGCAACCUCUUCAAAUAACUGAUUGUGUUUAAGACUAUGAGAAAUGAUUCACUCCAAAAAUUUCCAGGUUUAAUUCAAAUGUCAAAGGAAUAUUUGUGAGCAGUUUCACUGAAGCUCACAAAUGCUCAUCUAUUUCGUGAAUGAUGGUGUGUGAUUUUGACAUAAAAUUGUGAAUGAUGUAAUCUAAACAAAAUUUGGAUUUGCAACUCUGACAACAUUAGCAUCAAUAACUAUGUACUGUUGCACCCAUACUUCUCUGGAAAUGUUUCAGUUCAAGUUACAAUAUGACUGUCAUAUGUGUACUACUUUGCAUCUACAUUAUUAUGUCAGAUGUAUCCCUGAUACCAAAUAUUUAUUUAUUUAUUUAUUUACACUAAUUAUUUAUUUAUUGACUAACUAAUUUA